This is a messenger RNA of Mizuhopecten yessoensis (Yesso scallop), 991 nucleotides long. RefSeq names its product soma ferritin-like. Gene Ontology annotation, cellular component: cytoplasm. Gene Ontology annotation, molecular function: ferrous iron binding; ferric iron binding. NCBI's taxonomy places the organism in Eukaryota, Metazoa, Mollusca, Bivalvia, Pectinida, Pectinidae. The record is from RefSeq and is a predicted model, not a curated record. The transcript has 5 exons. Gene Ontology annotation, biological process: iron ion transport; intracellular iron ion homeostasis. Bases 155 to 823 code for a protein of 222 amino acids.
ACUGAUGUUCCACGCACCUUGUCACUGAUAAAACUGUUAUCUUUUGUUUACUCUGGGUAGAGUUAUCGUAUUGUUGUAUCUCAUGGAUAGUCAGCUAACUGCCGAUAUUUCCAGUGUUAAUUAGGACAAUAAAUCUUGUAAGAGUUAAUUAGACAUGCGGAUGUGGGUAUUAGGUGUGUUCGUGGCGAGUCUGGCGUGGUUGGCCUACGUGGGGCCGGGCAACAGUCAAAUUGUAGAGGUUUCACCCCCGGACGAGCCAGCGCCAGAACUGUUGUACGGCUUUGAUGAGGUACAACCACGUAGCCAUGUCAACAGAAACAUCAGGCAGUCUUUCCUAUCCUACUACCAGUACCUGGCCAUUUCCUACUGUUUCGCGCGGCACAAUGUGACCCUCCCAGGGUUCGAGGGACUGUUCCGAUCCUACUCGGAAAUGGAGCUGCAAAACGCAGAGAAGUUAAUGGGUUAUAUGGUCAAGAGGGGGAUGACCUUUGACUUCCAUUCAAUUAACGUCCAUUCGGACAGAUUUAUACAGUGUUAUGAACGAGAUGACACUGGUGAAACUGCGUGGAGCUACGUUACAAAGGUCACUGCACAUGUUCUGAAGAACCAGAAGGACCUGUUGAAUAAGUACAAGAAAACUCACUUUUCUGCUACGUCGCAUAACUUCCCACAUCUCAAAGCGUUUAUCGAGGAUGAAUUCAUGGAGCAGAAGUACCAAAAGAUCAAAGAAAUAGCCGACACUCAGACUCGUCUGGAGAGGAUUCGGACCAACAACCAUUCCGAACUCGGACUGUACCUGUUUGACCGGUCGUUGCUGUCGUGAGCAUCUUUUGUGUUGUGUAAAGGCAAAUCUUGCUCAUCGAAGAAGACAGUAUGAAAUAAACUCUUUUGGACUUUCAGUAAAACAGCUUACUAGGAUAUUUUCGUUUUAGUUUGGAAUCUUGCCACUGGAAAUUAAGAUUUCAUUUUAAUAAAGUUACUUGUCGAAGAC